Molecule: messenger RNA, 870 nt
Organism: Oryza brachyantha (malo sina)
Lineage: Eukaryota; Viridiplantae; Streptophyta; Magnoliopsida; Poales; Poaceae
Product: endo-1,3;1,4-beta-D-glucanase-like
Exons: 7
Molecular function (GO): hydrolase activity
Source: RefSeq, a predicted model, not a curated record
GUCCUCGCCGUGGCCAGCUCCGCCGCCGCCGUCACCGCUGCUCCUCCCUCACGAUCGGAGUGCCUCAACAACCCGCCGGAGCUGACGGCGGCGGCGGCCGGCGGCGGCGAGGCCGGCGUGGUCGUCCACGGCCUGGCGGGGCGGUUCGAGGCCUACGUGACUGGCCCUGUCCACUCCAGCCGCGUCGUCCUCUUGGCCACCGACAUCUUCGGAUUCGGAGCGCCAUUGCUGAGGAAAAUAGCAGACAAAGUUGGUGAAGCCGGAUAUUACGUCGUGGUGCCUGAUUUCUUCCACGGACAACCUUACACAUUUGACCUGAACCUCACAGAAUGGCUCACUGCUCAUUCUCCGGUAAAAGCAGCUGAAGAUGCUAAAUCAAUCUUUGCUGCUCUAAGGAAGGAAGGGAGAUCUGUUGUUGGAGUUGGAGGUUACUGUUGGGGAGGAAAGUUUGCUGUGGAGGUAGCAAAAACCAAUGAGGUUGAAGCUAUUGUCAUCUCCCAUCCUGCAGAGGUGACAGUUGAUGACAUGAAAGAGGUUAAGUGGCCUAUUGAGAUCCUUGGAGCUCAGAAUGACACGGUUGCACCACCAAGAUUAGUUUAUCAGUUGGUUCAUGCCUUGCGUCAGAGAACUGAUCAGAUUGCUUAUUUUGCCAAGGUGUUUCAAGGAGUGAACCAUGGCUUUGCUUGCAGAUACAAUGCCAGCAACCCGUUCGAGGUUAAGAAAGCCGAGCAAGCUCUUGCGUUAAUGCUUAACUGGUUUCACAAACACUUGAAAUGAUUGUAGCAAUUCAUGGUUAACAGAUCAGGGCAAUUGUUUUAAUUUGUCCAAAUAAUUAAACUCCCGCUGUUAUAAUAUAAAAAUAGUAUCUUG